AUUUUUGCAGGCGAUUUGAGAUCUGUCUCGUAUAUGGUGCAGAUGGUGGCAGCACAGAGACGGAUAAGUCGCAGGGACAAUUGUGCUUGAGAAGCAGGAGACUCCAUCUGUGCCUUUGUUGCAUAGGAAUCAAGUGAAUGCAUGACAUAGGAACAUUGUGAAGUCCUGCAAUGGCCUGUCUAGCUAGUCUGUCACGUGUGAGUGCUACAGCAGCAUCUCUAAAGCCUCUGCUACAUCAUGAAGGCAGCUUCUUCAGACAUUCUCGAGUACUGUUCAGUAAUCUCUCACAUGGAAAACCCCAAUGGCAAGAAAGAACCAUGACAGGACACAAUACCCUUGAAAGUUUGUCCACCCAUAAUCUUGUUUCAAACAGUAUUUCAACCCUGAGGUCACUGUCGACGUCCUCGGGGUGCUUGAAGUCGGCGACGUCGAGAGCAGAACUGAAGAACAGUAAAAUAAUUGUCCUGAAGCUGGGUAGUGCUGUGAUUACGAGAGAUGAUGAAUGUGGGUUGGCCCUUGGAAGGUUGGCAUCUAUAGUUGAACAGGUUUCCGUGUUACAGUCAUCAGGGAGGCAGGUUGUGCUGGUAACAAGUGGAGCUGUAGCAUUUGGAAAGCAGAGGCUACGGCAUGAAGUUAUGCUUUCAAAGAGCAUCAAACAAACUCUUGCUCCAAAUACCUCUAGUAUUAUUCAGAUGGACUCUCGAGCCUGUGCUGCAGCUGGACAGAGUGGUCUCAUGUCUUUGUAUGAAGCAAUGUUCUCACAGUACGGUCUUACCACCGCUCAGGUGCUGGUGACCAAACCUGACUUCUACCAUGACUACACUCGAAGCAAUCUAAGGGGGACCAUGCAGGAACUCUUGAGAAUGAACAUCAUCCCCAUCAUCAACUCCAACGAUGCAGUUGUUCCUCCCCCAGAGGAAGACAAGGAUUUGGCUGGGGUAAGAACAGGGGUGAUAAGCAUCAAAGACAAUGAUAGCCUUGCAGCUCGUCUUGCCAUUGAGAUCAACGCUGAUCUUCUUGUCCUCCUUUCUGAUGUUGACGGGAUCUUCUCUGCUCCACCUGGUCAAGAGGGGGCGUCCUUCUUAGAUACGGUGUACCCUGGAGACACGGCUUUCAUUGAGUUUAGUGGGAAGUCACGUGUUGGGCUUGGUGGUAUGGAAUCAAAGGUCAAAGCAGCAAACUGGGCCCUGGAGCGCGGCUGCUCCGUCGUGAUCGGAAAUGGAAUGAACAGGGAUGACAUCGUACUGAACAUCCUGAAUGGAAGGAAGGUGGGUACCUUCUUCACGGAGACCAAACCUACCGGUGUUUCCCCAGAGAACCAGGCCAUCAAGGCUCGGGAAGGAGGAAGGCUACUUCAAUCACUCAGUCCAGAACAGAGAGCUGAGAUUAUAGAACGUCUAGCUGACCUCUUGAUAGAAAGGUCAUCAACAAUCAUGGCGGCUAACAGAAGAGACAUUGACGAGGCUAGGAUAAGCAAUAUGACAGGACCUAACCAGGCCAGGCUAGCCCUGACUGAUGCUAAGCUGAAGAGCCUAUCUGAUGGUCUAAGACAGAUAGCAGCCACCUCACACAACAAUGUUGGUCGUGAGAUCAAGAGGACAUUACUCUCCGAUGACAUGUUGCUGCGACAGGUGACCGUACCCAUCGGUGUCCUGAUGGUUAUCUUUGAGUCCAGGCCAGACUGUUUGCCUCAGGUGGCAGCACUGGCCAUCAGCAGUGCCAAUGGUCUACUCUUAAAGGGAGGCAAGGAAGCAAGCUACAGUAAUGAAGUUCUUCAUUCACUUGUAGAAGAAGCUCUGGAACUUCAUGAUGCUAAGGAUGCUGUCGCGCUGAUCAGUACAAGAGAGCAGGUUGGUGAUUUGUUGAAGAUGUCUGAUGACAUUGACCUUGUGAUCCCAAGAGGUUCUAAGGAGAUGGUUCAACUGAUACAGCAACAGAGUGAAGGCAUCCCUGUCCUCGGACACAGCGAAGGAAUCUGUCAUGUCUUCAUUGAUGAGGAAGCUGAACCGGAUAUGGCUCUCAAGAUUAUUCGUGAUUCUAAAUGUGAUUACCCUGCUGCCUGCAAUGCCAUGGAAACACUUCUCAUCCACAAGAAAUUCAGACAUACUCAAUUCUUUGAAGAUAUCCUGGAUAUGCUUAGAGCUGAAAAUGUCAAAUUCAACCCUGGCCCUCGCUUGGCCCGUUCCCUCAAGUUUGGUCCACGUGAAGCAGACUCCAUGAGCAUAGAGUACGGUGCUUUAGAGUGUGCAGUGGAGAUUGUUGAUGAUGUCACAGCUGCUAUCAAUCAUAUACACAAACAUGGCAGCUCGCAUACUGAUGUCAUUGUCACAAAUAAUGAGGAAUCAGCUGAACAAUUCUUGAAUAAUUUGGACAGUGCCUGUGUCUUCCACAAUGCCAGUACUCGCUUCUCAGAUGGUUACCGCUUUGGCUUAGGAGCUGAAGUUGGUAUAAGCACCACUAGGAUCCACGCCCGAGGGCCCGUCGGUGUAGAGGGUCUCCUUACCACCAAGUGGAUCCUUGAGGGAUCUGGAGACACCGUGCAGGAGUAUACAGCAGGAGGGAGCAAGAUGUUUGUACAUAAGGAGCUGGAGGUGGAGAAUGGAAAUGAUAUCCUGGAGUCUUCAACAGCAUAGAGGUAUCUUGGUAACUCUCCUGGAUGAUUCCAUUGGCUUAUCACAUUCAUAGUAGCCUUCUAACAAGGCUCCUUGGUCAAAAUUGUGUUUUUCACCAUUACACGAUAAUGAACAAAGCAUGUUGAUGAAAACUACUUACUCUUGAACUGUCCUCAGAGCCAGUUAAAUUUCAUUGGUGUGGUGAAUACAUGAAUAUUCAUCGAUUUGUACUGGGGCACAAAAUGACGUUAAUCGACCAAUCAAAAUGAUGGGCUCUACCUGCUCGACAUAGGGCAUUGUUCAUAUGUGUGAGUGAGCUGUCAUCUGAAAGACGGCUCCUGAUUAGCUUCUAUUGGUAGAGGAAUUCAAAACAAGAUGCCAAAGGCUCGUCUCAUUGUGCUUAACGACUCGCGGCUUUGAAGCCCAUGUGUAGUCUUUCUGCAUCAGACCCUAUGCUAUACAGCGGGAGGCCUUGACAGAAGGCUACAUUCAGAGUAUUCCUUUUUGAAAUCAUGUGUGACCCAUUAUGCAACAGCAUAGAGGUCUCUGAUAUAAAUUAUUUUAUCAUGAAUCAAGGUGUCCAUCUGGUUGCUGGUUGAGAGUUGCUCUUUCUUCACGUCUGUAAGCACUUGAUGUCUUGUAGCAGAUUGCAGGUCUGCCGGACAGCUUCCAAAUUCUCUUGCAAAACCAUUUAGAAAAUUUAUUUCACUUCUGAUCAUGACAAGUGCAUCAAAAUUAAUUUCAUCUUCAAGAUAGGCUGCAAAGCCCUUUAAAAAUUACUGAAAUAAAAAAUCCUGUUAUCAAGAUGACGGAGUUUUGUAAGUUGUCAUUGAUGAACUUGAGAGAAAUCCAUGUAAAUCACAACUCAGUAAGACACAACUGUGGUGAAAUACAUUGUGUGAAGAUUACUGAAAGCUGUUGCCUGGCCUUUGACAUUAUGAGGCAGAAAUUUAGGGGGGGGGGUAAAGUUUGGGAUACAUUGCACUGUAUUGAGAUAUCUGAGUGAAUGAGUGUAAAACAUUUUUUUUUCUUAAAGUAGUGAUCAUAUUUUAUUUACAAUAUAUGUUGACAAUUUCAUUAUUUCAUUUUCUUCAAAUAAUUUAGGAUUUUGGUUUAAUUCCUCAUGGAAGAUGAUGGAUAAUGACGAUAACAAUAUUUAUAGGUUGAUUGGAUUGGGUGUUUCAAAGCAUGGGCUGACUAACUUACAUGAUAAAAUUACAAAUGAAAUGUUGAGUAUGUGGGAUCUUUGGCUUUUUUCCAUACUGACCAAAAUGUGCUUAUGAUUAUUAGUGAGAAUAAUUAAUGCAUUACCUUUGUUGAAUAACAAUUCAUUUUAAUUAAACUUUCAGUGCUAUGCUUGUCCAAUUUUUCUCUUGUUCAAACCAACUUCUUGUUGGGAUGGACUUUGCCUUUUUUCUAUAAUGUCAUGAAUAUGGUGAGGAUGAAAAAUCAAUUUGUCAUCUCUGAAUUGAUAAAUAUAAUAAUGAUCAUUUUUAUUUCUUUUAUAUGCUGAUUAUGAUAAUGAUUCAUCAGUAUAUUACAGUAUUAUUAGUAUGUACAAUGGAGAUAUUUUUUGUGAUUAAAAUUCUGCUAUUAAAGUAUCAUGUAUCAGUAUUCUCUACUGCUUGUAAUGCUCAUUAUGGAAUGAGUUGAAUAUUUUAAAAUCUACUUAUUUGAUAGAUGAUAUAACCAGAUAUUUUUCUUAGAUAAAGAAAAACCUUGCUUAUUUAUUUCACUAUUAUUUUUGUAACAUUUUUUUGUCCUUGCAUACAUGUAAGUGCACAAUAUCCCAAUAAGCAGACAGUAUGAAUAAUGCUUGCUUCUUUCAUGAUUGAAAUUAUGAUUUAAUUUUUUUUUUUUUAAUGGCUAAAAAUAUCUAAACUUGAUGUAGAUGUUAUGACCGCAUUUUGUAAUAUUUUCCUCUUGUAAAAGUCCAAUUUUAAAUUAAGCCUUUUUCUUUUCAUCAAAAUUUUGGUUUCAAUUUGUAUUUAUAUAUAUAUUUUUUUAAUUUUUCUUGUUAUACAGUUUAUCUUAUAAAAAUAUGAAAAUAUUUUGUCUUUUUAAAACCCCUUUCCCCUUCAGACAUCACAUUUUGCAUUUCCAUUUCAUUUUAACUCUUAUUGAUUCCAUCAUAUAGUUCAAACCCUGCAUUUUAUUCACUAAAGGAAGUCUUUGAUUAGAUUCAUUCCAAGAAUGUAUUCAUCUUGUUCAUUACCUUGCUCUCUGAAAUAGCAUGUGAGCCAUUAGACACUUGUUAAGCUGUAUAACCUAGCUUCUCUAAAUGAUUGAGUGAAAUGAAGUAAAAUGGAAUAAAAUAAAAUGCCUCCUGCCAGCAUGCUAUCUUAUAAUUUACUUUUUUACAAUCAACAUUCCUUAGAUAGAACGUAUUCAUUUUGUUUAUUUCUUCAGUAAUGUUAUGCUUAUAAUCUACAUGUACACUAGAUAACAAUUGCCAUUGUUUCAUCAUUAUUGGUAGAUAUAGCUUCAUCAUAUACAUUUAAUGCCUUAUAUUUAUAAUAGUGAUAUUCAGUGUCUCUAAAAUUUGGAAGGACAUCACCUCUAUUCUUUGUUAUAACUUUACCAUUCAGGUUCUGGAGAGUAGGAAAUAUAAAUAUAGAUCACUCAGUUGAAGUGGACCAUAAUGACAAAGAAAAAGAAAAGAAUUGCAUUUGUCUUUUGGCUUCUGAAUUUUUCCUUUUGCCUUAGUCCUGGAAUUUCUCUAUAUCCAUAGUCAAGUUGUGCAACGUUAAUUAUUUAUAUAUGAUUUAAAAAUAGGCACACUGAAUUUUUUUUUGGAGGUGCAAACACUGAAAAAAAAAAUUAUUUGGAUAUUUCCUUCGAAUUUUGCUUUCCUUUGAGCAGUUUUGAAGCACACCUGGGGCCGGUUUCACAAGGCUGUUCACAAGUCAUGCAUGACUUUACUCACGAUUGGUGACCUUUUCUUAUAAAUACCCCAAAUCAGGGUUCCCACAGUCAUGGAAAAUCCUGGAAAAGUCAGGGAAUUUAGAAAAUGUGUGAAAAGUCAUGGAAUUGCAUUUACCUCUUGGCUGUGGCAGCCUUCCAGUUUGUCGUGUCUCGCGCAACUCUCAUACUCUGUGAUCAUACUCUGCUAUUAUGCAUGUAAUCGGUGUUCAUGAUUUCCAUUUUUCCCAGUUUUGUGACAUCCCAAACUCUGCAUAACUCCCAGGAUGUCACGGGAAGUCAUGGUAAGCAGCAAUUUAGUCAUAGAAAAGUCAUGGAAAAGUAUUUUCAAACAUAAUUUUAUGUGGGAACCCUGCCAAAUUUGUCCCAUUUUUAACUAACAUAAUAAAAAUGAAUUUCCUUCAUGUGUAACCCUAAUUGAGUUUGGAAAACUGUUUAGUUUUCUGUUCUGAUACUGUAAUGAAUAUUUCAAUUAACAAAGAUCAAAGUUUGACUAUAGCUGAAAAGGAUGAUUGAAAAGGGUUACAAGUCAUGUUUAAAGUUGGCUGUAACUUUAAACAGCUUUUCAGUUGUGCAUUAGUUUCCCUUGUGUUGUGGUGAUGGAGAAAUUUAUGUGUUCACUUCAGCUGUGCAAAUGUAACUGUAUUGAACUGCUAGCAUUGAAUGUGCCAAAUGUCCCGAACUGGACAUUUUUCAGGUCGGUUCAUAUUUUUCUCAAUUACCCUGAUGAGUUUUGCCAUUUUAUUUAUGAGUUCAUGCGAAUAUUGCCGUUUUGAGAUGCUGCUCAUUAUCACUGUUUUCAUUCAGUGCUGUGUUCUCUGAAAGCCAACAAAUACUUUUAUGUAUCCAAAUCCUACUUGAUAUGAAAAACUGUAUUGAUCCAGAACCAUCAUUAUUCUGUGCAAUAUCUGCUACUUUGUAGUGUGUCAGUGACAUCCCUAGACCUUGAGUUUAUUAGGCUGAUAGCUGAAAUACAACAUUAUGAAACCCUAUGUGAUGGUAUUUAUUGAUCAGCUAAGAGAGGUUAAGUUACAUGCAAAAUAAUCAAGUAGAAGUAAAAUAGCAAAGAAUUAAGAUCUUGUUAUUAUAUCAUUAAAAUGGAAGAAUUCAAUGCGCAAUCAUACACUGUUGCAUGUUAUGUUGGGCAAUUAGUGUUAGAAGUAUGAAAAUUUACAUCUAUAGCUUUAUAAAGAAGAUUAUGGACUUGAGAUUUUAGUCUAGUAUGCCUUAGAAUAUUUUAUUUUUCAAGAAUUUUUGUUUGGUCAUUUGUGUCAUGGAUUCAAGAGUUCUAUUAGGAUCCAUGCUUGUAUGCAUAAAUGAAAGGACAAUACUACCUGUAGGUAGAUUUGAAUUUAGGGUAUAAAACAUAUCUAAUUUCAUUAUUGAUAUUUUUAUUGUUUUAAUUGUAUUUUAUUUCAUUUGACUUAUAUUCUGCUCAUUUGCAUUAUACACAAUCGUUAUUGAUUAUGAAAUCUUGCACAAUUCCUUUGCUUGUUAACUUAAAAUUCACUAUUUUGGAAGAAAAUGAUUGGACAUGUGAUGUGUGAUGCUGGUAAAGAAAUGUUUAUUAAAUAGCACCAUACAUACACAUACAAAA
Molecule: messenger RNA, 7131 nt
Organism: Lytechinus pictus (painted urchin)
Lineage: Eukaryota; Metazoa; Echinodermata; Echinoidea; Temnopleuroida; Toxopneustidae
Product: delta-1-pyrroline-5-carboxylate synthase-like
Exons: 15
Coding region: 171-2633 (820 amino acids)
Cellular component (GO): mitochondrion; cytoplasm
Molecular function (GO): ATP binding; glutamate-5-semialdehyde dehydrogenase (NADP+) activity; glutamate 5-kinase activity
Source: RefSeq, a predicted model, not a curated record